Phyllopteryx taeniolatus (common seadragon) is the source of this 1969-nucleotide messenger RNA. RefSeq names its product T cell leukemia homeobox 2 (gene tlx2). NCBI's taxonomy places the organism in Eukaryota, Metazoa, Chordata, Actinopteri, Syngnathiformes, Syngnathidae. Gene Ontology annotation, cellular component: nucleus. Bases 337 to 1635 code for a protein of 432 amino acids. Gene Ontology annotation, biological process: animal organ development; regulation of transcription by RNA polymerase II. The transcript is spliced from 5 exons. Gene Ontology annotation, molecular function: RNA polymerase II cis-regulatory region sequence-specific DNA binding; DNA-binding transcription factor activity, RNA polymerase II-specific. The record is from RefSeq and is a predicted model, not a curated record.
AGAAAAGGAGGAGGAGGAGGAAGGAGAGGGCUCGGCCGAAUGGCAGCUUUUACGCAGAGGCUGGUCUCACCUGCACGUGAACACAACACGAGCGCUCGCCCCGAUCCGGCCGGGCUUCGGCUCGCUUUUGUCGCACAUGGAUCCCCACCGGCAGCGGCAUCCCCACCCGCGGGCCCUCGCAGGCUCUCCGGGGGCCCGACGCGCGGAUUUGUGUCACUAAGUGAUUUGUCACACUCCUGCCGUGCGCGCGUAAAAUGGAAUACGCUCUGGACGCAAACGAUGGCACCAUUUGGGUCGUUUUACGCACCGGAUCUAUUAUUAUGACUAUUAUAAUGGAUGCUUGAAAGCAAACAGACUGAAUAUAGUGAGAGGACGGGGAAGAAGAAGAAAAAGAAAGAAAAAAACCCCCCCACUGUGGUACGCGUUAAUUGUAAUUCUAAGAACAAUAUGGAGCACACGGGCAUCGAGGAGGUGAGCCAAACUCACCAGCAGCAGCAGCAGCAGCAGCAGCAGCAGCAGCACGAGCCCAUCAGUUUCGGCAUCGACCAGAUCCUCAACAGCUCGGAGCAGUCCCAAGCCGGCUGCAUGCUGCCCAACCGGACCGGGGAGCCCGAGUACGCCGCGCUGGCCGCCGCCUCCAACGCCGUCUACGGCAACGGCUACGGCGGCGUGUACAACCCGGCCUGCUCGGUGGGCCUGCACGCCGGCUCCUACAACGUCAACAUGAACAUGAACGUCAGCAUGAACAUGAACGUCAACGUCAACUCGGCGGCGGCCGGAGCCGGCGGGGUCAUCCGAGUCCCCGCGCACAGGCCCGUGCCGCCGCCGCCGCCCCCGCCGCCCAACGCCGGCGCCGGCGGGGCCCAUCAGCAGCCGCCCGGCCUCGGCCCGGUGCCCGGCCUGGGGCCGAUGGGCAACGCCAACUUUACCUUCCCCUGGAUGGAGAGCAGCAGGAGGUUUGCCAAGGACAGACUAACAGGGGAGCAGGCAGAGGAGAGCCGAGCACGAGAGGCCGCGGGGGGGCCGGGGGCCGGGGCGGCGGCUGCCGGGCCCCUCUGCCCUCUUCCCAAGGGGGAUAUCGGCAGGGUCCCCGUCUGGAGCACGGUGGAGACCUUAGCUAAAUGCUAUUACCCCGAGCUCGCGCACCUGCGAGACGGCAAUGGCCUCCUCGCAGACUAUUCUUUCCCAAAGGGCGCUUGCUCAGCCGCCCUAUCGCCCUUCUCCGUGACCCGCCGCAUCGGUCACCCGUACCAGAACCGCACGCCGCCCAAGAGGAAAAAGCCCCGCACGUCCUUCAGCCGGGUGCAGAUCUGCGAGCUGGAGAAGCGCUUCCACCGGCAGAAGUACUUGGCGUCGGCCGAGCGUGCCACCCUGGCCAAGGCCCUCAAAAUGACCGACGCCCAAGUCAAGACGUGGUUUCAGAACAGGCGGACAAAAUGGCGGAGACAAACGGCGGAGGAGCGGGAGGCCGAGAGGCAGCAGGCCAACCGGCUCAUGCUUCAGCUCCAGCAGGAAGCCUUCCAGAAGACCCUGAGCCAGCCCCUGCAGCCCGACCCGCUCUGCCUGCACAACUCCUCCCUGUACGCCCUGCAGAACCUGCAGCCCUGGGCGGAUGACAAUAAGCUGACGGUCUAAAAAGGCAGAAGGGACCCCCCCCCUAACUAACGGACACCUCUGUACAUGCCUACCUAUCAAGACUGAUCCCCCUUCUAUCUUCCAUUUUUACUGCUGGAAACUUCAAGAGGAUGCAGAGACUUUUCUGCCCAUGUCUGCAAAAAAAAAAGCAAAACAUACACAUGGAUUAUUCCUUUGACUUUGUACAAUGUAGUAAUUAUAAAAAAAAAAAAAAAAAAAAAUGCAUGUUUAAAGUCCUUUUCUGUAUGCGCUGGCUGGGAUUUCUUCUGAUUGGCGGCGCUCCUCCUCGGUCCAUUUAAAAGGGUGUUUUAUAUUAAAUGAUUGUCACUUUUUG